Dufourea novaeangliae is the source of this 1447-nucleotide messenger RNA. RefSeq names its product protein FAM76A. Bases 270 to 1259 code for a protein of 329 amino acids. The transcript is spliced from 7 exons. NCBI's taxonomy places the organism in Eukaryota, Metazoa, Arthropoda, Insecta, Hymenoptera, Halictidae. The record is from RefSeq and is a predicted model, not a curated record.
AAUCAACAACCGGUGCAGCAAACGAGUGUGGUGACGCGGUUAUGUACGCAAAACAAUCGCGGCGAAUGCGGAAAACGUCUUAAAACAUGUAAGGAGCCGUUAUUGUGAGUGCCGUUACCGUCAAAUUUUCCGUUUCUUUUUGUUCCUCAAUCAGCAGUGAAAAGCAAAACGUCGACACGAUCCGCCGUUGUCGUCACGAAUCGGUAUUUAUCGUCGGUGACGUACGGUUUUUUGGCGUACCGAGGGCAAGCACGAAUCGACGCGCGACGAUGAGCGCGAACAACGUGCAAGCACUCUUCGCGUGUUCCAGAUGUUUUUCGAGGCAUCCGUUUGAGGAACUUUCCCCGGGACAGCAAUUGUGCAAGGAGUGCAGAGGUGCAUAUCCAGUGGUGAAAUGUACAUAUUGUAGGUCAGAAUUUCAACAAACAAUAAAGGGUAAUACAAGCACUAUAUGUAAAAAAUGUGAGCAAAAUGUGAAAUCUUAUGGUAAACCAUCGGCCUGUGAAUAUUGCAAUACCAUAGCUGCAUUUAUUGGCAGCAAAUGUCAACGGUGUACCAAUUCUGAGAAACGUUAUGGACCACCGGUUACUUGUGAACAAUGCAAACAAAAGUGUGCCUUUGACAGACAAGAUGAAGAUAAGAAGGUUGAUGGAAAAUUGUUAUGUUGGCUGUGUACAUUGUCUUACAAACGAGCAUUGGCGAAAACAAAACAGUCGGAUGCAGAAAGGAGGGCACAUUUGAAACUGGCACAACAGCGGGCAGCAAAGCACAAAGAACAAAAAAUGAAAGGUCAUAAUAAGAGACCACAUAGAGUAGACGUAACGAAGUUACCGCCUCAGUCAGAGAUUGUCGACACAAAUGGCCCUACGCCGGUGAAAGCAGCGAGAAUGGUAGGUGUACACGAUCCACACGAUCCAAACAGUUCGGAUCAUGUGGUCGCAGUGACGCAACUAAAAGAGAAAAUAGCCCUUCUUCAGAAGCAAAUCUCUAUUAAGGAUGGACAAUUACUUGCUAAGGAUAGACAGAUUACUGAUCUGAAAGCAAAAAAUUUCACGUCAGAAACGGAAUUACGAAACAAGAUGAAGGCAACAGAGAAGGAAUACGACACCAAAAUAUCGACCAUGCAACACAAGAUCUCUAGUUUAUUGAAAGAAGUUGCCUCCCUAUCGAAGAGUUCCAAACGUGGUGACAGAGUGGCUGCAACGAAAACGGAAGCCGGGACCAACAGCGGAAGCGGCACAGACAGUCCUGUACCUUGAUAAGGGACUUGGUUAGCUGUGACAACGUACUCGAAUGUCCAUACCCGCAUAAAUCAUGUGGUUCCAUUACGUAUAGCUAAUUGUUUCCAUUAACAAGGCAAAAUCUGUAUUAUUUUUCUAAUUAAUAUAGGAAUAUGUAUAUGAUCCUCGGCGCGUGUGCACGGAAAAUUUUACGCAUACUUCUUACA